CCCACACACGUGACUGAUCACAUGACAUGACAUCAUGAAAGGUCCUAUAGCUCAGUAGGAUGUGUGUUGUCCUUUGGUAGAGUUGCAGUAUGUGUGCUAUGAGGGACGUGCUAUGCAGAUGCACCGGGGCCGCAGGGGUCCUACUGCGCUCCCACCCACUAUCUGCUGGAAAACUGGGUUGGGUAAGAGCAGGUAGCAAUAUCCCAACUCAAGGUAGCGGCUCUACAAAGCCACCCUUAAAGAAACCAAAGACACCUCAAGGACGUUUGGAUGAAACGGAACAAGCUGCUACAGAGAGAGAACCACUAGAAAGAUUUCCAGAUGGUAUCAACCCUAUUACAAAAGAGAAAGGUGGCCCUAGGGGACCAGAACCUACUCGCUAUGGAGACUGGGAGAGAAAGGGGAGAUGUAUAGACUUCUAGUACCAGUAAUAAAUGUGUAAUGGUUAAUGGCAGCAUUAUAUAUGUCAGCACCAACAAUCAAACAAUAACAUGUGAAAAAUGUAUAGAUUAAAUGUAGAACAAUAAACGACUUAUUACAACUUGA
This is a messenger RNA of Hyla sarda, 546 nucleotides long. It is a transcript of the gene SDHAF4, whose product is annotated as succinate dehydrogenase complex assembly factor 4. Gene Ontology annotation, cellular component: mitochondrion. Gene Ontology annotation, biological process: mitochondrial respiratory chain complex II assembly. NCBI's taxonomy places the organism in Eukaryota, Metazoa, Chordata, Amphibia, Anura, Hylidae. The record is from RefSeq and is a predicted model, not a curated record. Bases 90 to 422 code for a protein of 110 amino acids. The transcript has 3 exons.